This is a messenger RNA of Annulohypoxylon maeteangense, 3697 nucleotides long. RefSeq names its product glycosyltransferase family 39 protein. Gene Ontology annotation, molecular function: dolichyl-phosphate-mannose-protein mannosyltransferase activity. The transcript is spliced from 4 exons. The coding region runs from base 540 to 3347 and encodes 935 amino acids. The record is from RefSeq and is a predicted model, not a curated record. Gene Ontology annotation, biological process: protein O-linked glycosylation via mannose. Lineage: Eukaryota; Fungi; Ascomycota; Sordariomycetes; Xylariales; Hypoxylaceae. Gene Ontology annotation, cellular component: endoplasmic reticulum; membrane.
AAACGAUUACGCGGUUGACCCAUGCAAACUGAAUUUUGAUGGUUAUCCCUAAUUGGCCAAUACAAUUCAUUGGGAAGGAACCGAAGGACUUAGGUACUUCUUAGAGAGCAUUAAACAGCCCUGGAGCAGAAAAGCUCAAAAUAAUUUCUGACGCCGUAUUCACCAUUCCCAUUCUACCACCCCUUACCCUCUAAAUCCCCUUCAGCCCUCUUUCUAACUUUCAUCCCGCUACAUUUGCGACCAAAGGGGGGAAAGACUCUUUAAUUAUCCUAUUCUCUUUGAAUGGGGUUUUCAUUGUCCUAUUGUCUUCUUGUAAUGACCACUUCUACUUCGUGACUUUCAUUAAUCAAAUACCCACCUGAUUUUCCUUCUCCGGUGUAAUACGUGUGCAAGCGUAGCGCGGAGCUCAAUCCCGGCGCGAGCGACUCCCAAAGAGGCCACGAACACAUCUUCUUUUUUUUCUUCGUAUUUUCUUUCUACAUUAACAAUUCUCCAUCGUCGAUCGUGCAGAAGCUGUCUUCUGCAUACACCGAACCAAUAUGGCGAGGUCCAGUUCGGCGAAACCGCCUCCUACGAAAGGCGGAUCCUUUACACCUCCGAAGUCUAAGAAAGAGGCGAAAAAGCGUCACGAUGACUAUACCUCAGAAGGUGUAGAAGAUAAUGAUAUCUUCUUACUACCUAUUUCUGACUAUCAGGUUAUGCUAGCUUUGACUAUUGUUGGAGCUCUUGUGCGACUGUUCCGCAUCUACCAGCCCUCCAGUGUCGUUUUCGAUGAAGUACACUUCGGCGGUUUUGCGACGAAAUACAUCAAGGGCAAAUUCUUUAUGGAUGUCCAUCCCCCCUUGGCCAAACUUCUAAUUACUCUAUUCGGAUGGCUUGCUGGUUUCAAUGGCAACUUUGACUUCAAGGAAAUUGGCAAGGAUUACCUCGAGCCCGGUGUUCCAUACGUAGCUAUGCGGUUGUUCCCAGCUAUCUGUGGUAUUUUCUUGGUCCCAACUAUAUUUUUGACGCUGAAGGCUGCUGGCUGUCGUACAGCCACUGCCGCUCUUGGUGCCGCUUUCAUCAUCUUUGAAAAUGGUCUCCUUACCCAAGCACGCUUAAUUCUACUCGACUCUCCUCUUGUUGCUGCGACUGCGUUCACCGCCCUCGCUUUUACCUCUUUCACCAACCAGCAUGAACAAGGUCCCACCAAGGCAUUCGACGCCAGCUGGUGGUUCUGGCUCGUCAUGACUGGCUUGGGAAUGGGAAUCACUGUUAGCAUCAAAUGGGUUGGCCUUUUCACGAUCGCCUGGGUUGGAUCUUUGACUCUUGUACAGCUCUGGGUUUUGCUUGGUGAUACGAAGACUGUUACUAUGCGCAUCUUCGCAAAGCAUUUCAUGGCCCGCGCUUUCUGCUUGAUCAUCGUCCCCAUUACCUUCUACAUGGCCAUGUUCGCCAUUCAUUUCCUCUGCUUGGUAAACCCGGGCGACGGAGAUGGAUUCAUGAGCUCUGAAUUCCAGGCUACGUUGAACAACAAGGGUAUGCAAGAUGUGCCGGUCGAUGUUGCCUUUGGUAGCCGUGUCGCUAUCCGACAUGUCAACACUCAAGGAGGAUACCUACAUUCUCACCCCCUCAUGUACCCAACGGGCAGUCAGCAGCAGCAGAUCACGCUCUAUCCUCACAAGGAUGAGAACAACAUUUUCUUGUUUGAAAAUCAGACCCAGCCGUUGGAUGCUAACGGUGAAGCUAUCAACGGAACUUUCGCUUGGGAUGAUGUAAAGAACAUUACCGAAAACUACAUUAAGGAUGGCGACGUGAUCCGACUAUACCAUCUAUCUACUAACCGUCGCCUUCACUCUCACGAUGUUCGGCCACCUGUUUCUGAGGCCGAUUGGCAAAACGAAGUGUCUGCCUAUGGAUAUGAUGGAUUUCCUGGUGACGCGAAUGAUCUCUUCCGUGUCGAGAUCGCCAAGAAGCAGUCUCUUACGGCAGUCUCCAAAGAGCGACUCCGUACCAUCCAAACCAAGUUCAGGCUCGUUCAUAUCAUGACCGGCUGUGUGCUCUUCUCUCACAAGGUUAAGUUACCAGAGUGGGCGUCUGAGCAGCAGGAAGUCACUUGCGCUAAGGGUGGUACUCUUCCCAACAGUUUGUGGUACAUUGAAUCCAACUCGCAUCCUCAGCUUGCCGAUAGCGCCGAAAAGGUGAACUAUGUUAAUCCUGGCUUCUUUGGCAAAUUCUGGGAACUGCAGAAGGUUAUGUGGAGAACUAACGCGGGUCUGGUUGAGUCUCACGCCUGGGACUCUCGUCCCGAGUCUUGGCCUAUCCUUCGUCGUGGUAUCAAUUUCUGGGGUAAGGAGCAUCGCCAAAUUUACCUGAUGGGCAACCCUAUUAUUUGGUAUACAUCGACCCUUGCAGUUGUCAUCUAUGCGCUCUUCAAAGGUAUCGCGGUUCUUCGAUGGCAACGUAGCUGCAAUGACUAUUCCAACGCCACCUUCAAGCGAUUCGAUUAUGAAAUCGGAACCCUUGUCCUCGGAUGGGCUUUCCACUACUUCCCCUUCUUCUUGAUGCAGCGUCAGCUCUUCUUACAUCACUAUUUCCCUGCAUUGAUCUUCGCCAUCAUGGCCUUUUGUCAGACUUACGACUUCGCGACGGCUCGAAUUGCAAUCCCAGGUGUUAGAGAAAACCCCAUCGUCAACAAGGCCGGUGUGAUUGCGCUCUUGGCUAUUUCUGCGGUUGUCUUUGCCCUCUACUCACCUCUCGCGUAUGGAAACGCCUGGACCAAGGGUGAAUGCAACCGCGUAAAGUUGUUCGGUACCUGGGAUUGGGAUUGCAAUACUUUCUUAGAGAACUACGACGCCUACUCUGGACUCGGCGCAAUUCCGAGCAAGAUUUCUCAAACUCCCCCAGCUGUUGUCGAGAACAAUAAGCCACCGGUCCAACAACCCGUAGCCGGAAAUAACCAAGACUCUCCAGAGGCGGGUAUUUCGGGGGCGCCGAAGUUCGAACCCCAGGGCCAAAAGGUGAUAGGACGGGAAGAGCGAGUUGAAUACCGAGAUCAGAACGGCAACCUUCUCAACGAAGAACAAGUAAAGGCGCUUGAAGGCAAAGUCGAAUUCAAGACCAAGUACGAGACCAGGACGCGCGUAGUAGAUGCUAACGGCAACGAAGUAGAAGCGCCGGUAGAAGAGCUAGUUGCCGCGGGCGUAGCACCGCCGCAUCCCGAUGUUGAGGGUGCUAAUCAAGAGACUAAGAAAUUGGUUCAGGAUGACCCUAUCCCUAAGGAAGUGUCAUCAAGUAAAGACGGCGAGAAGGAAGCAGAGAGGUCAGUUCCUAAACCAGCUAGCGAGGGCAACGAGGCGACAGUUUAAACGCCCCGGUCCAUCGUUCAAGUUUCUAAUUUGACUUGAUUCCUCAUCGCGUCACCAAAUCCUGACGAAGAAAAAUCUCCACUGGUGUUUGUUUCUGAAUGCUAAAAGCAUCUGGGGGGGCCAGACGGCGUGUCUAGACUCAUGUAUACCACCAUUACUAAUGAAGAUCACGGAGGGGAAAAAAACUAGGGAAAUGUGGAAUGCAAAGAAGGAAAAAGUAUAAGAGGAUAUUGGCGUGAUGGCCUCGCGAGGACAAAACUAUGUCAGUUACACUGCUGAUCGCAACCUAUUUCCUUUAAUUUGAAGAUUUCCAUCAUUCAUAUAUGCCUUCAAUGAAUUGACAUGCCUUC